Anopheles merus is the source of this 1670-nucleotide messenger RNA. Its product is annotated as angiopoietin-related protein 2-like. The record is from RefSeq and is a predicted model, not a curated record. Bases 21 to 1109 code for a protein of 362 amino acids. The transcript has 2 exons. Lineage: Eukaryota; Metazoa; Arthropoda; Insecta; Diptera; Culicidae.
UGUUACACCUAGUUUCAAUAAUGGCAUCGUCACGCGGGUUUGUGAUUUGUGUUUGUGUGCUGCAGCUGGGCGUAUCGAUCAAAGGGUGGUUGAAUACGGACAUGAAUGUUGGCAUGCCGUUGCAUACCGUCGCCUCGGCUGCGGAGUCUACCAUCAACGCUGCCCAGAUGGAGCUGCAGAUGAUUGACCUGAAGCUGCACAUUGACCAGAGUCUCGAGUACCUUGCGAGCAAGUUCGAAAUCAUGCUGGAACGUGUCCUGCUCGAAACGAGCGCUUUCUGCCAACGGGAACUGAAGCACGGCAUCUCCAAACCUGAGGACGGGAUGGAAUGUGAGGACUUGCGCGACGACAUUAAAGACAUCCUCCACGGACAGCAGCAAGUGGUCGACCAGUUGGCAAACGUGUCCAGCUCGCGGGAGAUAAAGGUGGCCCGACUGGAGCACCAGCUGCGCGCCGCUGCCCACGGCGCCGAGGAGUACGAGCACAACCCGGACGGGCGCGAGAAUGGGUCGUUCUUCGUGCGGUCGGUCAGCGCCAACAACCGGCUGUACGGUGACGGAUGGCUCGUCUUCCAGCAGCGGUACGACGGUACGGUCGAUUUCUACCGCAACUGGACGGAGUAUCGCGACGGGUUCGGCGAUCUGGGCGGCGAGUUUUGGCUCGGGCUCGAGAAGCUGCACCGGCUGCUGAGCUCGGGACCGCACUACGAGCUGCUGGUCGAGCUGGAAGACUUCCAGGGUGUGACGGCGUUCGAGCAUUACAACGAUUUCCUGAUCGGCGAUGAGAGUGAAAACUAUGCGCUCAAGCAUCUGGGCCGGGGCACGGGGACGGCCGGCGAUUCGCUGGUGCUGCACAAGGGCAUGAACUUUAGCACGUACGACCACACGGCGAACGACUGUCCGUCGUACUAUCACGGUGCGUGGUGGUUUCUGCAGUGUUACGAUGCGCAUCUGAAUGGGCGCUAUCUGAUCGGGAAGCAUUCGUACCGCGGUGGUAUCAUAUGGCACACGUUCCGCGGUUCGUUCGAGUCGCUGCAGGCAACGCGAAUGAUGGUACGACCGUUGGAAAAGAUUGAUCACGGUGGAAAACACCGAAUCAUCGAAGUGUAAAACAAAAGAAGGCUCCUUAACACCAUCCAUCCACGGACUAAGCCAGCCCCUAAUUGUUGGCAUCGAAACAGUGUUUCGAAUACAGUUACCAAACAUUAACGCACAAAGCACGCAGCGAAUAUCGAAUUUUCGAUCACCAAAUUCGGUUUGAUUGGACCAAAUCAUCAUCCUACCCCUGCAUCCUUCUUGCAAACUUGGGAUCACGCUUCCUAUUCUCGAUGCACGACCAAGAGAGCGUACACGCGAGCAGCUAGAAUAAAAGAAACCGAAACCAACCGGAUGGAACGAGCCGGAACGAAGUGGAAACGGAUACGCAUAAUCUAGGCGGGACGGUAUUGUCGCGCCUUCGAGCAAGAGACCAAUACUAGGAGCAAGUCCCUACAAAAAAAAAGCCCGGAUCGUGUAGGAUUGUUUCUGCUUUCGUCACCCGGCUUUUUCCAGAAUUCCAACCGCUUCUCCUCUUGUCCCCCGCCAAAAACGCACAAAAUGGGGUUUUCACGUCUUCGGUAUAAAUGUGGAAUAUAUUGAAGAAUUGCCAGUAGCAACAGGAGCGGUGGAAUA